UCUCCUCGCUGUGUGAGUCUGCGGCACACAGACAGACAGAGACACACUCUGAGAUAAGGCGAGGAGGAGCUCAGCCACCGCGCGCUCGUCCGCGUAAACGGGGAGGCUGUUAGACGCACUUGGAUUACCGGGCAGUCAACUGUCACCGCUCAUAACGGCUGCAGACCGGCGCCCUGCCCGGCGCUCUUCUCCGCGCGCACCGCCGGUCAUCACAUCAUCUUAUUAAGAGGUGUUUACCUGGACACAGCCGCGGCACUAGAGGCGUCUGAUUGAUUUUUAUGGACGGUUGAUCUCAGUGGAUGCAAAAAAAAAAGAAAAAGUUUUUUUCAUUGACGCGGCGAUAAAAAGGAGCGCAGAAGCUGGGAGUCAGUCUCCGAGGAAGGACACCUCCUCCACAUCUGUUUCUCUCUUAAAACCUGCUGAAGUAAGAGAUCCAUCUGUGCGAGGAAGAUAUGAAGGUAGUGGACACGCUUUGGAUCCUUUGGUUUCUCCUGGUGCGAAAAGCAGCAGUAGGAGCUGAGUCAGUCUCAGACCCUUCGAUAAGGACCGAACAGAGUGUGACAGAGGGACAAGGGCAAGGACAGGAACAGGCAGUGAGCCGGGGUCAAUACAAAUGUCUUGAUCUGUCCAACAAAGACCACCAGGAAAACAGAACCGGUACAUUCUGCGGACGUCUAUGGGAUGGCUUGUUGUGCUGGGAUGAGACGCCGGCAGGGACAUCUGUAACCCAGAACUGUCCAGAUCAUCCUGACACGAACCCAAAUGAAGAAGUGUCUAAAUAUUGUGACGAAUCUGGGAACUGGGUCGAGACUGAGACUGGAUCUACUUGUCAGCCUACUUCAAAGAACAAAUUAGAGAAGGAAGAUAGUCAGUUUUUACUAGAUGCACCGGGAAAGCCAACAACAGCGACCGCAGAGGUUAGCACAGAAAAAAGCAGUGUUAUGGAAGAAAUCGUCCUUGAGAAUGAAAAGAAAUGCAUCGAGAAAAUGAAGCAUGAUGCGCCUUACAAGGAGUCAGGUCUGUACUGCAGCCGUAACUGGGAUGGCUGGUUGUGCUGGGACGACACUCCAGCUGGAGCCAUCGCCUCCCAAAACUGCCCUGAUUAUUUUAGUGACUUUGACCCGACAGAAAAGGUGACCAAGUUCUGUGAAGAGGACGGUCGGUGGUUUCACCAUCCAGAGAGCGGCAGCAUUUGGACCAACUAUUCUCUCUGUGCAGCUUCACAUGAAAAGAGGCAGAGGACACUGAAGAUGGUGGAGAAUGAAUACAAAUGCCUCCUGAAGAUAAAUCACGAACCACCUUAUAACAAAUCAGGCCUGUUCUGUGGUCGUAACUGGGAUGGCUGGUUAUGCUGGGAUGACACUCCAGCGGGAACCUAUGCCACCCAAAACUGUCCCGAUUAUUUUUCUAACUUUGACCCGACAGAAAAAGUGACUAAGUUCUGUGAAGAAGACGGGCAAUGGUUUCGCCUUCCAGAGAGCGGUAGGACAUGGGCCAACUACACUCUCUGUGCUUACAACACAAAGGACAAAUGGAGGAAGGCAGCUGCACAGCUCUCGGGGGACGCUGAGGUUGAGCUUUCUGAUGAGGCCACCGUCAGUCCCAUGGUGAACCCAGAGGAGCAGGAGAUAGUGAGGAAGAAAAUCCUCGACAGUCAGUACAAAUGCUUUGAGAAAAUGAACCGAGAUCUGCCGUAUAACAAAUCAGGUCUGUACUGCAAUCGUAACUGGGAUGGCUGGCUAUGCUGGGACGACACUCAAGCAGGAACCUACACCUCUCAGAACUGCCCCAACUAUUUUGUGGAUUUUGACCCGACAGAAAAGGCCACAAAGUACUGUGGAGAAGACGGUCAGUGGUUUCGCCACCCAGAUACCAACAGGACCUGGUCCAACUACACACUCUGCAAUGAAAACACCAAGGCUAAACUGAAGUCGGCGUACAUCGUGUUUUACAUGGCCAUCGUGGGUCACGCUUUAUCCAUCACCUCCCUGCUCAUCUCUCUGGCCAUCUUCUUCUACUUCAGGAGUCUGAGUUGCCAAAGGAUCACCCUGCACAAGAACCUUUUCUGUUCCUAUGUGCUCAACUCAGCGCUCACCAUCAUCUACCUCGUAGCUGUGGUCAAUAACCCUGAAGUAGUGGACAGAAACCCUGUUGGAUGUAAGGUGUUGCACUUCUUCCACAUGUACAUGCUGGGCUGCAACUAUUUCUGGAUGCUUUGUGAAGGGAUCUACUUGCACACGCUCAUCGUGGUGGCUGUGUUUGCAGAGGAGCAGCAUCUGCACUGGUACUACCUUCUAGGCUGGGGCUUUCCUCUUGUGCCUGCAUCCAUCCAUGCCGUGGCAAGGAAAAAGUACUUCGAUGACAACUGUUGGAUGAGUGUGGAAACCCAUCUGCUCUAUGCCGUCCAUGGUCCCAUAGUGGCAGCGCUUCUUGUGAACCUCUUCUUCUUAUUAAACAUCAUAAGAGUGUUGGUGACCAAACUGAGGGACACACACAGAGCUGAGUCCAACAUGUACAUGAAGGCGGUGAGAGCCACGCUGAUCCUGGUGCCCCUGCUGGGAAUUCAGUUUGUCAUUUUCCCCUGGAGGCCAGAGAACCGGCUGGCUGGGGAGGUCUAUGAAUACAUCAUGCACAUACUCAUGCACUACCAGGGACUGCUGGUAGCAACAAUAUUCUGCUUCUUCAAUGGAGAGGUGCAGUCAGCUCUAAAGAGACAGUGGAUGCAGUACAAAACCCAGUGGGGCCAGAGACGAAAGGACCACUGCUCAAUGCGCUCCACGUCCUACACAGCCACCUCCAUCACUGAGGUACCUGCUUUCAUGUACCACCAUGACUGUAACAGCGAACACUUGAACGGGCGCCACACAGAAGACUCUGAACUGGUGGCGCUGAAAUCAGGAGAGACAUACGCAUGAGUCAUCGAGUUUCACCAAGGACAACGAGUCCAGGAACAGCCGGAGAAGAGCAACAAAGAAGCAGAAUGAGAAAGAAAAUAAUCCUCAGUGGUAAAACAUCAGAGGCUGACACAGGUGUGGUCGGUCCAGGAUGAUGAUACGGGUCUAGAAGGUCAUGGUGACAGAGAUGGACGGACUCUUCAUUCAACUUUCCAUGGCUGUUGCAGCUGCUUUUUCAAAAACAGUGAUGUCAAGAACUCGUGGCAUGAGACCGGCGCCGCUCUCGACAAGUGUCACUUCCUAAAGCUGCUAAACUGUGACGACGACGGAGGUUUGCGCAGGCGUGGAAACAGAAGUAAGGGAGAAUGUGUUAACAGCAUGUUUCCUGUUUGGAGAUGCUGCUGAAUGUGAUAGAAAUAGUGGUAAAAGCUCUGUUAAAAUGAUGAUUUUAAAGGUGAAGAAGAAGAAUCCUUCCUGACCUCACCUAAACCAAAGGGUGUCGUUGUUAGUCACAGCUUUGUAGGGGUGUAACACUCAAACAAACAUCAACAGACUUCACAAACCUGAUCGUACGUGCCAUGAAGGAGGUGACCCUCUGUGCUUAAAGCUCUGGAAUUGUGUACAUAGUGUUUGUUCACCACGUUUCAGUUGAAAACAGUGUUUUUAAAGGAUUUAAAUUUCUGUUUCUACUCAUUUUAUUCUUUCUAAGUCUUCAGUAUUUGCUAAAUGUGUGUCCUGUGAUGCUGCACUCCUGACUGCUUUGUAGUUGCUGUAAUUGUGCCAAGGCUGAACAUCACAGGGCUGAGAAGCAAAAAGAAGCAAAAUGCACAACAAGAUUUAUGAAUAAAACUUUUAUUUUUUUAGGUUAAACGGCCACAGGAGUUGUUUCACUGUGUGUGUGUCUAUUAUGCCAUCAGGCGUACCAACGAUCCCAACAAACAAGCAGCUCUCUCUGAAGUGUAGAAGCUACGCUGUUUGACUUUAUUCACAUUUUCUUCUCAAUUAUGAUGCCUUUGAUGUGUCUUUUUGCUUUUUAAGUUUAUAUACAUAUUUAUUCAUGAACUGUAGCAUUUUGUAUGAACAAGCAUCCAGGGUAAGAUGAAACAGUAGAAGCAUCACAUCCAUAAUGAGUCUGUCAUCUGUUUCAUGUUCAGAGAAACGUACGAGUCAGCCCUGCAAACUUGCACAGACAAACAACAAUAGUAUGGUUGAACAGUUGAGAGAAAAGUGAGUCUAGAUAGCCAAUACUGAAUUUUCAGUGUGAAUGCAAACAAAAGGCAAGUCUGCCUUUCCACUGAGUCAGCAGGCAGAUGUUUAAAAAGGCAUCCUUAUUUUUGCAAAGGCCACCAAGGUGUCUAGAAAGACUGUUUUUUUUUUUUUAUUUCAGCAAAGGAAGAACAAAUACAGUACUGUGAAAAGUACCUGCCCCCAUACUGAUUUCUUAUUUUUUGCACAUUUUUCACACUUAAAUGUUUCAGAUUGUCAAACGCAUUUUCAUAUUAGACAACUAUAACCCCCCCAAUCAUGCCACCAUCUAAAGAAAAGAUGAGAAACAAAGUCAGUGACAUCAAUCAGUCUGGAAAGGGCCACAGAGCCAUUUCUAAGACUUUGGGACUCAAGUGCACCAAAUUGAGGACCAUUAUCCACAGAUGGGGAAGACUUGGAACAGUGGUGAACCUAGCCUAGAUUAACUUUAGGACAGACAGGCUGGCCUUAGUUUUACCCGGCACAGAGACAUAAAAGAAAUAGAAAUAGAAAUAGAAAUAGAGGCAGACAAACCACUCUUGGAUUAUUCUCCUCUUAAUUGUAUUUACUUUGUCUUUCCUUUUUUGCUCUCCUCAUCCUACCCCUCCUGACCUAAAGUAGACAUUGUUUUUAAUGAUCUUAAAAGCAUGCUAUGAUUUUUUCAGCGGUCAAGUAGUCCUCUACACGAGCUGGCUAAUGCCUUUUAAAGAAAUCCACAGAAUGGACUAAAUUGUGCGUUGGUCAGGGAGUUUAUUUUCAGAGGACACUGAUUCAAUUCAUGUGUUUGCUCGUUGGGAGUGUUUGAGUUUCAUGAGUUCUUCUAAUAACUGCACAGCAGGGCAACAGUGAUGCAUUUGAAAUAAUUAUUUGGCUUCAAUGGGACUCAAUGGGAAAAAUAAAAAAUGUGUUUGUUUGAAUUAGAUGAGAUUAUGUUAGGUAGAUCAGAGCCAACACAGUUUAUCUAAGUACAGUCGGUUUUUGUUUUAUCCUUUCAAGGAAUUUGCAAACAUUACCUAAAUACACCAUCAAUUUUUGAUAUUAGGAAUCAUUUUAAAAGCAUAUAAUUGAUUUCCUGAGAUGACAUUUUCAUUAUUUUCUCCUUGAUGUUAUAUUUCUGGGAAUGAGUCGGUAUCUGUCCAGUGUCCAGUCAGCAUUUAUGUGAUGAUUUUUACAUUUCCUGUCAUUGUUAUAUGAUAUAACUUUUGCCAAGAAUUGUGUGAGACGUGUAAGACAUCAGAGGAUUAUGAUGAAGAUGAGGACAGUGUAUUCUUCUAUGGACCCAGAGAGUGAAGCUAAGAGUAAAUUUGCACAUGACGUCAGAGAAAAUAGGGCUCUAAAGAAUGGCUAUAUGAUACAUUAUCAUAGUAAUUGUAUUGAUAAUUACAAUCGAUGUAUAAUAGGAUGCAAAGAACUAUUAUUAAUAGAUACAUAGAACAAAAAAGAAAAGGUUAAAUCCCAAAUUCACUGACUUAAAAUAACAGUGCAUUCAGAAGUAGUUGGACCCCCGUCACAUUUUUUUUUAAUUCUGUUCAGUUUCAGCCUGAUUCUACAAUCAUUUAAAUUCAGUUUUUUUGUCAUUCAUUUACUCUCAGUUCCCUAUCGUGACAAAGUGAAAACAGAGUUUUAGAAUUUUUUGCAAAUUUGUUAAAAAUUGAAAAACAGAAAAGUCACAUUGAUUUAGGUAUUCAGACCCUUUACUUACUACUUAGGUGAAGCUCCUUUGGCAGCAUUUACAGCCUUAAGUCUUUUUAAUUUGGAGCAACAAGCUCUGCACACCUAGACUGGGAGAUUUUCUGCCAUUCUUCUUUGGAUUGGAAGGAAGUUGGAUAGGGACCGUCAGUGGACAGGUAUUUUCAUGUCUCUACAGAGUUGUUGGAAAGGGUUCAAGCCAGGGCUCUCGCUGGACCACUCGCAAAGUCGUCCUAAGCCACUCCUGUGUUGUCUUGGCUAUAUGCUUAGAGUCACUGUCACUGUAUUGGAAGGUGGACCUUUGGCUCAGCCUGAGGUCCUGAGAGCUGUGGAACAGGUUUUCAUCGAGGAUAUAUCUCUACAUAGCUCCAUUUUGCCUUCCCUCAAACCUGACCAGUCUCUCAGUCCCUGCUGCUGAAAAACACCCCCACAGCAUGAUGCUGCCACCACCAUACUUGAGCAGACCCUGGUUUUAUCCAGACAUAACAUUUUUAAUCGAGGCUCAGUUCAAUCUUGGUUUUAUCAGACCUGAGAGUCUUGGUUCUGUCAGUCUGAGAGUCCUUUGGGUGCUUUUAUUCAAAUUCCAAGCAGGUUUUCAUGUGUUUUGCACUGAGCAGAGGCUUCGAUCUAACCACUCUGCCAUAAAGACCAGAUCAGUGGAAGUCUGCAGUGAUGAUUCUCCUUCUGGAACUCUGUCCCAUCUCCACACAGGAUCUCUGGAGCUCAAUCAGUGUCAAGUUCUUUAGGGUUACACUGCAGGAGGAGGCAAGAGAUGACACAUGACGACCUUAUUCUUUGUUUUUUUUAUUUAUUUAUUUAUUUAUAAUUUACUGUGUUUGGAAGUCUUCAUUCAGAAUAGAACAGGUCAAAAACCUGAACAAAAAAUGGAAAUUGCAACAUUAUUUCACAUAAUUCAAUGAAAAAAAAAACACAAAAUGAAAUAAAAAUCCAAUAUAAUAAUUACCUCUUUACUAAAUCAGUCAAUUUUCAAUUAGACCUUCAAUUUUCAAUUUUCAAAUCAAUUUUCAGUUUAAAUAAAUUGCAAUUAACUUAAUCAAUGUUUUUAUAUCCAAACAAAUAUUGUUAUUGAACUUUAAGUCAAUUUGUCAAAUUUUUAAGAAUUUAUUUUUAUCAAAAGUAUGUAUUAGAAACA
Messenger RNA from Cheilinus undulatus (humphead wrasse), 6981 nucleotides. It is a transcript of the gene calcr, whose product is annotated as calcitonin receptor. Gene Ontology annotation, cellular component: plasma membrane; axon. The record is from RefSeq and is a predicted model, not a curated record. Lineage: Eukaryota; Metazoa; Chordata; Actinopteri; Labriformes; Labridae. The transcript has 22 exons. Gene Ontology annotation, molecular function: calcitonin receptor activity; amylin receptor activity. The coding region runs from base 453 to 2915 and encodes 820 amino acids. Gene Ontology annotation, biological process: adenylate cyclase-activating G protein-coupled receptor signaling pathway; positive regulation of cytosolic calcium ion concentration; cell surface receptor signaling pathway.